Molecule: messenger RNA, 5501 nt
Organism: Trichosurus vulpecula (common brushtail)
Lineage: Eukaryota; Metazoa; Chordata; Mammalia; Diprotodontia; Phalangeridae
Gene: ANTXR2
Product: ANTXR cell adhesion molecule 2
Exons: 17
Coding region: 452-1921 (489 amino acids)
Cellular component (GO): membrane
Molecular function (GO): signaling receptor activity
Source: RefSeq, a predicted model, not a curated record
ACUGCCUCAGAAGCCUCCUCCCACCGAGGGGCCCCGGGGAGGAGCGCAGCGCAACGGUCUAGAAAAGUUGGAGUGCGCGGACGGGGCGGGGCAGCAGCCUGGGCCCAGCUGUAGGAGCAGUCCCAGGACCCGGCGCAGCUGUAUCCCGUGCAGCAGCCCGGGCCGGGCCGCCCGGGCAGCCCGCCUUCGCGGUUGGCAGAACUCCUCUGGGGCGGAGGGCGUGGGCUUCUCCGCGGCCCGUCCGCCCGGAUUUGGGACGAGGGCGGGGACUGGGCCAGGGGCGGCCCCGGCUCCCUUUGUCCUGCGGCAGAGCUCCUCCCGGGCCCGAGGAGAAGCCGGGCUCGGCUGGGCUGGGCUGUCCUAAGCUACGCUGCUGCGCCUGGGCUGAGCUGAGCUGAGCUGAGCUUCCGAGGCCGGAGCGGAGCGGCGGCGGCGUCCCAGGCUGGCCGGGAUGGGGGCCCGUGGCCGUCCGCUCUGCUUUUGGCUUUGGCUCUGGUUGCUGCGGGGCCCCGGAGGGCCACUGACCGCCGGGCCGACCCGAGCCCAAGCCGAGGAGCAACCCUCCUGCAGCGGCGCCUUUGACCUCUACUUCGUGCUGGACAAAUCUGGAAGCGUUGCACAAAACUGGAUUGAGAUCUACGAUUUUGUUAAACAGCUUACUGAAAGAUUUGUGAGCCCUCGAAUGAGAUUAUCUUUCAUAGUGUUUUCUUCCCAAGCGACCACUAUUUUGCCAUUAACAGGAGACAGAACAAAAAUCACUGAAGGCUUAAAAAAUUUAAAAAAUGUCAAGCCAGCAGGAGAGACAUAUAUCUAUGAAGGAUUAAGACUGGCCAAUGAACAAAUUAAGGAUGCAGGGGGCUUGAAAACCUCAAGUAUAGUAAUUGCACUGACUGAUGGCAAGUUGGAUGGCUUGGUGCCCAUUUAUGCAGCCAAAGAGGCAAACCUAUCAAGGACCCUCGGGGCUAGAGUUUAUUGUGUUGGAGUUCUUGAUUUUGAUCAAGCCCAGCUCGAAAAAAUUGCUGAUGCCAAAGAUCAAGUAUUCCCUGUCAAAGGAGGAUUUCAAGCACUUAAAGGAAUAAUUAACUCUAUACUAGAAAAAUCAUGCACAGAAAUACUGGACCUGAGACCAUCAAGUGUCUGUGUGGGCCAGGAAUUUCAAAUUGUGCUGACAGGAAGAGGGUUUGUAGUGGGCAGAAGUGAAAACAGUGCUUCAUGUACCUUUACUGUGAAUGAAACAUACACCAUCAGUGUAAAACCAGUAAGUGUGCAGUCGAACUCUAUGCUCUGUCCAGCACCUGUCCUGCAUGAAGUUGGAGAAACUCUUGAGGUUUCUGUGAGUUUGAAUGAAGGGAAAUCUGUCCUCUACAGCUCGUUGACAGUCACAGCUACAGAAUGUUCCAAUGGAAUCGCAGCAGUCAUUGCUAUCUUGGUGCUACUACUUCUGGUGGGCAUUGGCUUAAUGUGGUGGUUCUGGCCCCUUUGCUGCAAAGUGGUUAUCAAAGAUCCUCCUCGACCACCACCACCACCACCACCACCCAAAGAGGAAGAAGAACCACUGCCUAACAAAAAAUGGCCAACAGUAGAUGCUUCCUAUUAUGGAGGUCGAGGAGUUGGAGGAAUUAAAAGAAUGGAGGUUCGUUGGGGUGAUAAAGGCUCUACUGAAGAAGGUGCAAGGUUAGAAAAAGCCAAAAAUGCUGUGGUGACAAUUCCUGAAGAAACAGAAGAACCUGUCAGGCCUAGACCCCCUCGGCCCAAACCUACAUACCAGGCCCCUCAGACAAAGUGGUACACUCCAAUCAAGGGCCGGCUUGAUGCACUCUGGGCUUUGUUACGUCGGCAGUAUGACAGAGUUUCUUUAAUGCGACCUCAGGAAGGAGAUGAGGGUCGAUGCAUAAACUUUUCCCGUGUUCAAUCUCAGUAAGAAAGAAGACAGGAAAAACAGAAGGUACGAAGAUGGAGCUCUGUCUCUCUACCAGUUUCCAAACAAAUGAAGAUCAUGAAGCAAUUUUUUUUCAUUACUUGGAAAAGCAGCUUAAUGCCUCUCAGCCUAGAUUGUUCUUUGGUGAUUUCUCAUCUUUUCAGAUUUCACAAGCCAGCCUUGCUUGCACCAAGCUGUUUCAGUCACUUGUUCCACCAUCUAGGUAGGAGUCCAUUACGACAUAGUGGUAACCCAUGAUGAAUGGCAGUGGAAAUGAAGAGGAACAUUAAUUUGCAAGCAGCAUUUUGACAGAAAAUCCAGUAUUUAUAUGUAAAGAGAGGGAAAGCCAUAACAGAGGAAACAACAUACCGUGAAGAUGUUAUCUACCACAAAAGAAUUGGCCAUGGUGUAUCAUUAAUAGAGAAGUAAGUCUUCUCCGAUGGAAACAUGGCACUUGUAAUUAAUAUAGAGAGAUUGUUAGCCAUAGGCAGAAGGUAUGGAAGAGUCCCACCAGGCUAAGCAAAUUGAAAAGUUCAUUCAUUGCCUUAUAGCGAUGUCAUAUCAUAAAAUCCUUGUGAGUCCCCUAUCACAGUGUGCCUUUCGGGAAGUUUCUGACUGGAAAAUCUUGUCAUUUUAACACUGAGAAGUGCACAUGCAUGACAAAAUGUAGACAGGAUGCCUUAAGGUAUUGGUAGCAAGGAAGACUUUGCCCUUUAGUUUUCGAAGACACCUUUCUUUCAUUAUGCACCCGGGACAAGAAGAAAAUUAAUAGAGCGUUAUCCUCUAGGAAGACAGCCCCGUAACCAAAGAUAUCGAGCAGAUUUUGAGAGACUGGUGCUUCAAGUCCUUGACACUGUGGCUGGGAGAUUUUUUUCCCCUUUUUCUAUUUUUAGAUUUUAAUAAUUCUUGUAUCAUUUUCCUCUAUAACAUACCUGGCUGAUCCAGGCUUAUACAUUAGGGUAGGUUUUUCCUUCAAAUUUAAAAGAAGGGGUUGCCUUAAAGCUAGUAUCUCAGGGUCCCCCCUUCAAAUCUCCAAGGGCUCUUCAGCGUCACAAGCCAGCAAUUCUCUUUGCAUGAGAAUUUCAAAGUUUAAUUAAUAUAAUUAAAGGCAACAGCAAGCAGCAGCCUGUGAAGAUUUUGCUCAUCUUUUUUAUGCCUUUUGACAUUGAAUGACCUAUUACUAUAUGCGCAUUACUUGGAUUUUGAGGGGCACUCUACAUUGGUUUUGAUUCAGCAGUCAAAAAAGACCUCCUCUCCUCAACUUAUAAGCAAAAUUUUCAAGAGCGUUAGCUAUCACAAUUCAUUGACAAUGUAUGUAUUAUAAUUUUUUUAGAAAAACCAUCGUCAUGUCACGGUGACGAUGCCAAAUUAUGUUAGUGUGAGCAGAAACACUGUGGGGGAGGAAGAAGGGAGCAGCUGAAGAAAAAGACUCAAAUGAUCCAGUCACUUUUGAUACUGUACUUCAGAUGCAAAAUGGAUAUUCGAGUCGAAACCUGACAAAGCGCGCCUGCUUUGAUGUGAACUGGUAUAGACAAUGACCAGUGGCUGGGUCAGUGGGAUGUCUCUCUGUGAGCAGAGAAGCUUAUCAAAUGACACUAAAAAUAAGUUCAACAACCAUCACAUGGCGGGGGGAGGGCGCAGGCGAACACUUCCCGUUGGGUGGGCACGCUGCAUGCGCGAGAUGGAAACAGCGAUGUGGAGCAUCCUGUUCUCACCAUCCCUUUGUGCUCAUCGUGGAAAUUUCAAGGGAUAUGAAUGAUUCCCUUGGUCAGUCUCCAAACUGGUGGCACUGCUCAAAGACGCCAUAUCUAUAUAUCUAUAUGCCUAUAUAUGGAGAUAUAGAUAUCCAUCGCCUUUGCUUAAAUUUCUUGCUUGAGUUUAUUUCUGUCACUGGCUGAAGCCAAGCCAUGUGUGCAAGUAUUUCAUAAAUAAAAGUUUUACCUAAGCCUAUCUGACAACUUUCUUUUGGUCCACUGAAGGAAUGUGCCUUGUUUCAGUGCAUUUAAAGUUGUAUUUUGUAUCUGAAUGUAGUAGUGCUCUCCACGUGCGGAGGGUUGACCAGAAAAAGGAUCAUGUGACCUGUCCAUACCUGUAUAGUUAUCAGCCUGUGAUUUGGAGUUGUAACUGUGGUUUUAGGGUCUAUCACUGUUGUCACUUCUGCCUCUUCAGUUUACCUUUGGCUGGAAUGAGCCAGUCCUCACUAGAUUUACUUACCAGUAUACUGUCUUUUGAACUUCAGGAAGGAAUGUUAGUGAUGUCAAUGCAAGAGGUUGAUGAUUCUUUGAUGUUGGCUUUAAGUUUGUCUAAUAAUAACAUGUUUAUAAAAUGGUGGGUGAACAAUGUACAUAGCCCCCACCCCAAUGACAAGUGGCUUUUCAUAAAUUGUCAUGCAAAAGGAUUUUGAGCUUGAUAGCACUUCCUGGAGUACUUUUUGAAGAAAAGAGGCAAUAGUCUAGUCCUAGAUUAAAAAAAAAAAGAAGAAUUCAUAAGGGCUUGAAUAAAACUCUGCUUAGUGAUAUACCAGAUAUUAGAAUUUCUCAGGUAAUGUUUAAAAUAAAAAUCAUACAUUUUGGAAGCAGUAUUCUUUCCACAAAGAGAGCACACCAAAGUAGAACAGAUUAAAACCUUCUACAACAUCAAAGGCUUAGGAUAACAGGGAUAAAUCUUAUGAGUAUUAGAAACAAACAUAGCAUUACCUGGAAUAUAAUGCAUUUUAAGAACACUUUAAUGGAAUGUGUUUAAGAGGCUCUGUCCUAAUUGGAUGAUUAGAUAUUUUCAGAACUUUUAGUCACCUCUAACAUGUACAAGUCACCAAAAGCUGACAGUGAUCAGGGAGAAAAAUAUUAUUUUUAGCAUACACAUCAUGCAUGCAGUUUUCCCCUCUUAGAGGAUAUAUUUGUAAAGAUGCUCACAAUUACAGUAUAACUAUGUCUUAAACAAUCAAUAAAAUUCUGUAUUUAUUUCAUGCAUGAAAAAGAAGAAAAUCUGCUUUAUUUACUGGACAUGAUGUCAAUCCAAUGCUAUUUUCUCAGCAUAUACCAAUAAACCCAUAUCCAUUAUCCCAAUUGUGUUGCAUAAGGUGGUAAAAACAAUUAAGUGGGAAAUGACUCUUAACUUAUGUGUCUACUCUGCCUAGAUAGAAAGUUUUGAAGGCAUCUAUAUAUAUUUCAUAACAGUGUCUGUUCUUUAUGGAUUUAAUCCAUAAAUAUUUAUCUAUCUGAAAACUUUGAUACUUGGAAUGUUUUCCUUGAAGCAUUUGGUGCUCAGAGGGAGGAAAAAAAAAACAUUUGGUGCUAAGCAUUGCACACUGAUUCCUUUCCCCAAGUUUAUUCUAUUUUAAAAAAGUUAUAUUUUGUUUCCAAUGAGAUGCAGAAUAAAAUUUGAGGACUUCCAUUAAGCAGGGAACAGCAUCUGUCAUCCAUGGAAAGUUCCUGUUUUGGCAAAAUAGACAAUAUGAGUUUUACAGUCUCUCCAAAUGAAGAUGGUAGAAAAUUAAAUGAUUUGCUUUGAUUACCCACUGUACCCUUUAUCCAUACAUAAUUUUAAGCCAUAAAUUAUUUAAUAAAGUUUUUUCUAUAAUAAA